This is a messenger RNA of Mycena citricolor, 324 nucleotides long. The record is from the annotation of a GenBank genome assembly. Lineage: Eukaryota; Fungi; Basidiomycota; Agaricomycetes; Agaricales; Mycenaceae.
GAACAUCGCAGCGUGAAUUUCAUCCCAGGCGUAGGUAUCCAUGGCGGUUGAAUGCAAGUCGGUAACGGGACAUCGAAUCCGAAGCACGAUUUCCUCGAUUGGCACGAUACGGGCCUGGUGUUCUGCGGGCUCAACAUUCGGGCCUGAAAGACCGGGUACCAGUCUUUUGGGCUUUUCGAUUCGAUCCCGUACCAGUCCGCAAGGAUGGGCUUCAGUGGGCUCUGGUUCAUGCCUCUGGGAUGCAAACUCUUUGGCCCGGGCUUGAGCUCGGGCUUCUCCGUUCAAAAUUAUAUACUUAGUAAGAGAUUGCUAUCUGUAUCCUCG